AUGAGAAUAAAUGACAAGGACGAGAUUGUGAACAUUUUGUUUACAGUAUUUUUGGUAUUAUUACAACAAUUAUCUCUAUUAUUUAUAAUAUUGAAUAGUACAAAGAAUUACAUGUACUUAAUAUUUAUGGUUGUUGACAUAUGUUUAUGUUUAUACAUAAUUUGUAGUCUUUACGAUAAUAAAAAUGCAGGUGUGAAGAUAUCUAAUCAAUGGAUGAUAUAUAUGAUAACGUUAAGUAUGAAGAUGACAAGUUUUUGUUUUUUUAUAAAAGAUAAUAUAGAGACAAAUAAUAAAGACAGUAUAUUUUUAAUAUAUUUUAGUAAUGAUAUAUUAGCAUAUAACUUAAUAUAUAUAACACCUUUUAUAUAUUUAUUAUUUUCUUUAAGAAGUAGAAAUAUUUUAGAAAACAUAUUAAAUAAUAAAAUAAUUAUUGAAAAUAUUUUAAGUAUUGAUGUAAAUAUAAUUAAUUUAUUUGAUUUGAUAGACAUCAUAUUUAUGUAUUCACAUCUAACUAGUAUAUAUAAAAUAUUAACAGAUAAUGAUAUAUAUAAAUUACAAAAAACAUUUAUUAUGUUAAUAAUUGUGUUAGUAUCAUUAAUAUUGUUUGGUUUUUAUUUUCCUAUAUAUACUAAUAUUGAAAAGUCUUAUUCAUAUAAUCAGGGAGAAAAUUUAAGUAUUAUGCAAGAUGAUAAAGUAGAUAAGGGUUAUAGGAAUAAUAAGCACGGUAAUGUUGUUAGUAGUGAAGAUAAUAAUGAUGAUGAUGAUGGUGAUGAUGGUGAUGAUGGUGAUGGUGAUGAUGGUGAUGGUGAUGGUGAUGAUGGUGAUGGUGAUGAUGGUGAUGGUGAUGAUGGUGAUGGUGAUGAUGGUGAUGGUGAUGAUGGUGAUGGUGAUGAUGGUGAUGGUGAUGAUGGUGAUGGUGAUGAUGGUGAUGGUGAUGAUGGUGAUGGUGAUGAUGGUGAUGGUGAUGAUGAUAAUGCCUAUAAUGAUGAUGAUGAUCAUAAUGAUGACGAUAAUCAUAGUGAUCAUUAUUAUAACCAAUUAAAAGAUGGAGUUAAUGAGUAUGAGAAAGAAAAUAUGGUUGUUCCUAAAAAUAAAAUGUCUAUACAAUUAAAAAGAAAAAAUAAGAAGAAUGGAAAACAUUUGUUAUUAUCAAAUAAUAAUAUAUUUGAGAAUAAUAAAAAGCAAUAUAAUAAUUACGAUCAUGAUAAUAUGGAUAGUACCAUACAUAGUAUAAGAGAAAGUAAUGUAUCAUCUAUUACAUCUUUAAAUUCGAAAGAAUCUACAUAUGUUUCUUCUUAUAAAUCCAAACAAUUAAUAAAAAAAAACUAUUCAUCAUCUAUAUCGUCAUCAUUUCAUUCCCACCAUUCUACAUCAUCAAAUGAUGCAUCUUCUUCAGUAUAUUUACCAUCUCUCUCUUCAAUAAAUUCAAGAACCAAAAAAAAUAAAUCGAAUAAAUUAUAUCAAAGUAGAUAUAAGGAUGUAUAUACGGAUGUGUACAUAACGGCAAAAUUUCACUUUAUCGUUGGGUUUCUUUUAAUAGAUACUCCAUUUCUAAUAUACAGACUCCUUUUUUGUAUUAGAUACAAAGUGAUGCUUACGCUUAUCGUAAAAAAUAUUUUGUUUCUGCUUUUUCGAUCAUACAAGCUAAACGAAUACAGACUUAUAGAAAAGGAAAAGCAUAAAAAGAAAAAGAGUAAAUUCGAUUUUCAUUUUUACAAUAUAUUUAAAUAUGACAGUGAAACGAAUGCUAAUGGAAAUGAUGGAAAUUUAGAAAACGAUAAAGAAGCAUCAUCAAAUAUUCUACCCAGGGUUGAUCAUAAUAAUAAUAAUUUAUUGGAACGUAAUAGCUCAUAUGAGAAAAAAAAAAAAAAAAACAGAAGAAGAAGAAGAAGAAGAAGAAGAAGAAGAAGAAGAAGAAGAAAUAUAUUAUUUAAUGAAACAUCUAUUGCAAGAUUAAACAAAAAAUUUUUUAAUGGAUAUGCAAAAAGUAGGAAUAGUUUAGAAUUUAAAUUAAAAAAAAGUAAACAAAGAAAUAAAAACAUUUUAAAAAAAAAAAAAAUGAAAAAGAAAAAGAAAAAUCAAGUACUUGAAAUUUUCAAGGAAGAAUUCAAAAAAAAUUCGCAAAAGGAAUUUUAUGAUAAGCUAACAAAGGAAAUGAAAAAUAAUAAAAGUACUACAAGUUAUGAUAAUAAUAAUAAUAAUAAUAAUAACCAACUUGUAGAAAGACAUAUUAAUGAUAAUAUAAAUGAAGAAAAUAAGGAAAUCGAAAAUGUAAAUGAAAAUAUAUAUUCUAUGGAUAAUAAAAUUGAUAGACAUAUUAUACAUAGGAAUCAUUAUAAUGAGAGCACUCGAAAUAAGAAAAGUGAAAAAAAUUGUUGUAAAUAUAGAAAUAUUAAAAAAAUUGAAAAUAAAAUAACAUCAAAAUCAUUAGUAACGACAAAAGGCAAAUUAAAACCUUCGUGGAAGGAUAGAUUUCGUAUGAGAAGAAAAAGAAGGAAUUUUUUAAAAUUAAUUUAUAAAUUAAAAUAUAAAAGAGAUAUUCCUAUAUAUCAUUUUCAAGUGCGAGAUCAUUUAUUAGCUUUAUAUAAUUUUCUUUUUAAAGGUUGGAAUAAUGUAAAUUUUGUAUACUUUGAUGAUAAGUUGAUUUUUUCCUAUAUAACAAAUUUUCGAUUCAUGUUAGUAAUAUUAUUAGAUUAUAUAUUAAAAUGUGGAAUAACAUUUUUUUUUAUUUUUAUAUUAUUAAGAAGUCAUAUCUUUAUACAAAAUAAAGAUGUAAUAUAUAUCCAUGACAUUCCUAUAAAGAAAAACCUUGUUGAGGAUAACUUAACAUUUCCCCAGAGUUUUAAUUUUCAUAAAUAUUCCCAUAUACCAUUACCUAAUAAAUCCAUAGAUAUAAAAUAUAUGAAUAGACAUGUAGAAGAUUAUAGUAUUAAUUAUACCUAUAUAUUUAAUAAUGAUAAUAAUAAUGAUAGUAAUAUGAAUAAGUUGAAAGGAUAUAUAAAUAUGGAUAUUUCACAUAAUAUGUUUAAUUCAAAAUGGAAUGAAAUAUUUUUAAUAGAUAAAAUAUAUUUAUAUAUAUCUAUAAUAUAUUUCUUUAUCUAUUUUUUAUUAUUUAUACGAACUUCGACUUUUCUGGAUAUAUUAUUUGUUGCACUAUUUAAUACUAUAGCACACUUAUCUUUCUAUUUCUCUUUAAAGCAAUUCAUUUUAUUCUUUUAUACAUUUAAUGGUAAUAUAUAUAAUAGAGAUUAUAUAUAUUAUCAUCAACAUAUAAGAAAGCUAAAUUAUAACUUUGAAUACUUUUUUCUUUUGUUCCUAAAUAUACAUUACUUCAUAUCCUUUAUAAAGCACUUUUCUCUUUUCAUGCGGAUACUUUUUAAUAUAAAGUAUAUAUACUACUACAGAAGUUCUCACCGAACCUGUAGUGAUAAGGAACUAAAAUAUUCAGUCAGCGUGUACAUUCUAUUUUUGGUAUGUAAAUAUUGCUAUGCCCCUAUAAAUUUGAAUAUGCUUUUAUUUGGUCAGAAUAUAUUAAAUAAUAUUAUAUUGAUAGAUAAUAUAAAUAGUUAUACAUGGUUAAAUAUCUUUCUCCUGAUCUUAUUCAAGACCAUACAAAUAUUAAUGACACAAACAAAUUAUUUCAUUAUAGGUCUCUUCAUUUUACAUAUACUUUUAUACAUUAUAUAUGCUAUACAUGCACAAAUAUUAAGAUAUAUUAUACUUCGAAAAAUUGAAAUAUUGUAUGUUUUUAAAAACAUCUUAAUUUCUAUGUAUAACGAAAUAGCACUCGUACCAGAUACUAAUUCUCCAUACACCACGUGUACGGAUAUAUUAAAAUAUUAUUCAGAAGAGGGAUUCUUCUCCUCCGAAAGUAAUAUGAUACCAAAUUUUAUUUGA
Molecule: messenger RNA, 3897 nt
Organism: Plasmodium falciparum 3D7
Lineage: Eukaryota; Apicomplexa; Aconoidasida; Haemosporida; Plasmodiidae
Source: RefSeq, a predicted model, not a curated record